AUGAAAACCCCGAGUGGUGGCUGGUUUCUCCGGCUGCUGUGCUUGCUGGCGCUCGCCGCUGCCCGUGGCUUGCCGAACGCUUUGAAAGACACCACUGCAGGAAUGAGCAAACUGCCGGGCGGGCUGGGAGAGAUAGACCCGCAGUGCUGGGAUUCCGCCUCGCUAGCCCUCAUCGAGAUGAAGAGGCUGCGCGUAGCAGGCACGGUCAGCGGCCUCUGGGACUUCAUGAUCUACCUGAAGCUGUCACAGCUGCAAAAGCACAAUGAUCUCUUCCUCGACCUGGCUCAACUCUUCUGGGAAAUGUAUGUGGACUGCGUGCUGUCAAGGUCCCAUGGACUCGGCAAGAGAUACAUUGUGUCCAAGCGGUACAUCACAAAGUACUCUCAGAACUUCACAGAGAGCAAGUACUUCGUUUAA
Molecule: messenger RNA, 417 nt
Organism: Megalops cyprinoides (Indo-Pacific tarpon)
Lineage: Eukaryota; Metazoa; Chordata; Actinopteri; Elopiformes; Megalopidae
Product: protein FAM237A-like
Exons: 1
Coding region: 1-417 (138 amino acids)
Source: RefSeq, a predicted model, not a curated record